AUGUCGCGAGUCACUGACGACGUCCCCAAGAGAAAUGAAAUGAAAAACAAGGAAUAUCGGAAAAGCGCGGUUAGGGCUAUAGACAGUGUGGCGAUAAGGCGCGAAAGUGUUAGUCACCAUUCAGUAAUGAUAACCAGACCAUUCCUCACUCUUAUUUAUCUCUGUCUAUUCUAUCUAUCUAUCUCAGUCUGUUCAUAUCUAUCUCUGCUUCUAUCUAUCUAUCUAUCUAUCUAUCUAUGCCUGUCUAUCUAUCUAUGUCUGUCUCUAUCAUUAUGUGUGUGUGUGUCUGUCUAUAUCUCUAUGUCUCUCUCUCUCUCUCUAUCUAUCUAUCUAUCUAUCUAUCUAUGCCUGUCUAUCUAUGCCUGUCUAUCUAUCUCUAUAUAUAUCUAUCUAUCAAUCUAUGUCUGUCUGUCGCUAUCUUUAAGUGUCUCUCUGUCUGUCUAUAUCUCUAUGUGUCUCUCUAUCUAUCUUUCUCUCUCUCUCUCUCUAUCUAUGCCUGUCAAUCUAUCUCUGUCUGUCUAUCUAUCUUUAUAUCUAUCUAUCGAUCUAUGUCUUUAUCUUCAUGUGUCUCUCUCUGUCUAUAUCUCUAUGUGUCUCUCUGUAUGUUUGUCUAUCUCUCUCUCUCUCUGUAUCUAUCUAUCUAUCUAUCUAUCUAUCUAUCUAUCUAUCUAUCUAUCUAUCUAUCUAUCUAUCUAUCUAUCUGUUCCUCUAUAUAUCUCUCUCUAUAUAUCUUAUAAUUCUGCUUGA
Messenger RNA from Acanthosepion pharaonis, 747 nucleotides. The record is from the annotation of a GenBank genome assembly. Lineage: Eukaryota; Metazoa; Mollusca; Cephalopoda; Sepiida; Sepiidae.